This is a messenger RNA of Cynara cardunculus var. scolymus (artichoke), 1604 nucleotides long. Its product is annotated as acyl-coenzyme A thioesterase 9, mitochondrial-like. The transcript is spliced from 5 exons. Gene Ontology annotation, molecular function: fatty acyl-CoA hydrolase activity. The record is from RefSeq and is a predicted model, not a curated record. Gene Ontology annotation, biological process: acyl-CoA metabolic process. Bases 1 to 1470 code for a protein of 489 amino acids. Lineage: Eukaryota; Viridiplantae; Streptophyta; Magnoliopsida; Asterales; Asteraceae.
AUGAAAGCAAUAAGAUUUUGGUGUGUUGCCAAGAAACCCGGAUACCCAUCUGCUUUUCAUAAUCUAGAUUAUGGAUCUCCAAACCCCCACAAAACCUUCAAUCUUUCCUCCAAAAAUUCCCCAAUAUUCUAUCUUCUGUUUUGUAGUUGCAGGUCAUAUUCGUUUUCAUCGCCACCAGACUCACCUUUUUCCGGCGGGAUUGAUCCCAUCUCUGUAGCUUCCACGGUUUCUUCCCCCAGUAAUCAACAUCAGCAUGACGACGAUGCCUCCGCCAUUGACGCCGGAUCUUCCUUGCGCAAGCCUGUUAGUUUGUGGCCUGGUAUGUACCAUUCACCGGUGACCAAUGCUCUUUGGCAAGCCAGAUCCACCAUUUUCGGCACCACCAGCACCUCUGGUGUCGACUCCAUCACCAGUAAAACUCCAUCUUUCAGCCGGACUGCUAUUCUAUACCCUUUUUCUACUGAUUACAUUCUCAGAGAACAGUAUAGAAAUCCCUGGAACGGGAUUCGCGUGGGUAAAUUGCUAGAAGACCUUGAUGCUCUCGCCGGAACUAUCUCCUUUAAACAUUGCUUCAAUCAUGCUGGCAUGGCGAAUUCCUUGUUGCUAGUGACUGCUUCUGUGGACAAAAUGGUUCUUAAAAAACCGAUUCUGGUUGACACGGAUUUGAAAAUAGUUGGAGCUGUUACUUGGGUUGGUCGUUCGUCUAUGGAGAUUCAGCUAGAAGUCAUCCACGAAACUUCUGAUCCUCUGGACUCACAAGCUCUAGUUGCGAACUUCACUUUUGUGGGUCGUGACUCUAAGACGGGCAAAUCAGCAACGAUUAAUCAAAUCAUGCCGGAGACUGAAAAGGAGAAAUUGCUUUGGCAAGAAGCAGAAGAGAGGAACGCAUCAAGGAAAAAGAGAAGGAUGCAACUAAAGAACUUUGAUUACGAGAGGGAAGCAGAGAGGAUUAACGCGCUGCUGGCUGAGGGACGUGUGUUUAUUGAUAUGCCGGCUUUGGCUGACAGAGAUAGUAUUCUUAUGAAGGAUACAUGCUUACAAAACGCGUUGGUGUGCCAGCCACAGCAAAGGAACACCCAUGGCCGGAUUUUUGGAGGAUUUCUGAUGCGAAGAGCUUUCGAGCUGGCUUUUGCAACCACUUAUGCCUUUGCUGGCAGUGCACCCAGCUUUCUUGAGGUUGAUCAUGUUGAUUUCUUGAAACCUGUGGAUGUUGGAAAUUUUCUGCGUUUGAAGUCGUGUGUUUUGUACACAGAACUUGAGAACCCGGAGGAACCUCUGAUCAACGUGGAAGUUGUUGCUCAUGUGACGCGACCUGAGCUUAGAUCUGCAGAGAUAUCGAACAAGUUCUACUUCACAUUUACGACCUGCUCAAACAUGACAACAAAUGGUUUGAAGAUCCGCAGCGUUGUUCCAGCCACAGAGGAGGAGGCACGCCGAGUGAUUGAACGCAUGGAUUGUGAGAACUCUUAAUUAAGCUUCUUCAUUUACCUUUUCUUUUUCUUGGAAAUCAAGAAUAUAAAUCUCAUUUUUGGAUUGAGGUAAGAGUAUGUAAGGUGAUUGUGAUGAAAAUGAAAAGUUUGCUUAUGGAAAAGCUUUGUGAUUGA